AGUUUCAUUUCAGCAGUACAAUGAGUUGGUCUACGUCAUGAUCUGUCCGUUAUGACAUGGAAGAGACACGAGAUUAGUGUUGGUGAAAGUACAUGUGAAGAAGUAUCAAAGUUAUCCGAGAUAAACUUAUUCCGGGCUCCACUGUAAUGGAAAUAAAUAUUUGCUUAUAUGUGUUGUAGAAUUUUAAAUUCCAGUUCACUAGUUCAGUGCACUAGGACAAAAAUUUCACGGUAAAAUAAAAUAAAAUGGGUGUCGAAAGCAUUUUAACAGGAGGUUUGACUUCAGCCACCAGCGGGCUGUCAUGGUUCUUUCCGAUUCUUGCUGCAGCGCUUGUCUACUUCCAAUACGAAGCUUUAGAUAAUGAAGCGUCGCCAAUCGACAUGCCAUCGGAAGUUUUACUGCCUACGUAUCAUUUCAUAGUGGUUGGUGGUGGUAGUGCAGGAGCUGUGGUUGCGAGCCGUCUAUCUGAAAUUAGCGAUUGGAAUGUAUUAUUGCUGGAAGCGGGCGGGGACGAAACUGAGAUCUCUGAUGUGCCGUUACUUGCUGGAUAUUUGCAGCUGACCCAGCUUGAUUGGCAAUAUAAAACCGAACCACAGGGCGAUGCCUGUUUAGCAAUGGAAAAUUAUCGUUGCAAUUGGCCGAGAGGAAAAGUAAUUGGCGGCUCAUCCGUGCUCAAUUACAUGCUCUACAUUCGAGGAAAUUGGCGGGACUAUGACAUUUGGGAGCAGCAAGGCUGUACUGGCUGGGGUUCGCGCGACGUUUUGUCGUAUUUUAAAAAAUCCGAGGACAACAAGAAUCCUUAUUUGAUUCGCACUCCGUAUCACGCGAGUGGUGGACACUUAACAGUGCAAGAAGCACCAUGGCACACACCUCUGGCGGCAGCAUUUGUGCAAGCCGGACAGGAGAUGGGCUACGAAAAUCGAGAUAUUAAUGGAAAGUAUCAGACCGGCUUUAUGAUAGCUCAAGGCACCAUCAGACGUGGUAGUCGCUGUUCAAGUGCAAAAGCGUUCCUUAGACCGGCUAGACUCAGGAAAAAUUUACACGUCGCGAUGCACACGCACGUGACCAAAGUGCUGGUGCAUCCCGAAAGCAAACGUACUUAUGGAGUGGAAUUUGUCCGAGACGGGAAAAUUUUUCGUAUACGCGCGAAUAAGGAGGUCAUCUUGUCGUCAGGCGCUGUCAAUUCGCCGCAACUUUUGAUGCUAUCUGGAAUCGGCCCAAAGGAACAUUUGCAGGAGCUCGGGAUUCCUGUAAUUCAAGAUAGCAGGGUCGGCCAUAAUCUUCAAGAUCACAUUGGAUUAGGCGGCCUUGCGUUCCUGAUCAACCAAGAAAUUUCGAUAAUACAAAAUCGGUUGCAAAAUAUACAGACAGCAAUGCAAUACGCUGUACUGGGUGACGGACCUCUCACUGUUUUGGGAGGUGUUGAAGGCGUCGCUUUUGUUAACACCAAGUACACGAACGCCUCGUUGAACUUUCCCGAUAUCGAGCUGCAUUUCGUCUCUGGCUCGACUAAUUCGGAUAGCGGUGUGCAAAUCAGAAAGAUUCAUGGAUUAACAAAGAAAUUUUAUGACACGGUUUUCGGGCCUAUAAGCGACAAAGAUACGUGGAGCGUGAUUCCUAUGUUGUUGCGACCAAAGAGUCGCGGCAUGAUCAAACUACGUAGCAAGAAUCCAUUUGAUCAUCCCCUGAUUUAUCCAAAUUAUUUCAAGGAACCGGAAGACAUGGCGACAUUAGUCGAAGGAGUGAAGAUCAGCGUCGCCCUGAGUAGGACCAAAGCUUUCAAACGUUUCGGAAGCGAAUUAAACUCGCAGCAAUUUCCAGGAUGUAAACACAUUGCUAUGUUUACGGAUGAAUAUUGGGAAUGCAUGAUCAGGUAUUACAGCGUAACAAUUUAUCACCCUGUUGGCACCUGCAAAAUGGGACCUUAUUCGGAUCCCGAGGCCGUUGUCGACCCACAGCUCAGGGUCUACGGUGUAGCUGGACUUCGCGUGAUCGAUGCGUCGAUAAUGCCGAAUAUUGUGAGCGGAAACACAAACGCGCCAACAAUCAUGAUCGCCGAGAAAGGUGCUGACAUGAUUAAAGAAUAUUGGUUGAAACAGAAGGAUAUGUCUAAGAGUGUUUAAUAAACGUUAAAGUAUCUUGAGAUUAUAUUUAAAGCUGUAUAAAGUUAUCAAGGUAAUGAAAACGUUGAAGAAGUCAGUAAGAUAUAUAUCCGCAAUAAAAAUAUG
Nylanderia fulva is the source of this 2228-nucleotide messenger RNA. RefSeq names its product glucose dehydrogenase [FAD, quinone]-like. The record is from RefSeq and is a predicted model, not a curated record. Lineage: Eukaryota; Metazoa; Arthropoda; Insecta; Hymenoptera; Formicidae. Gene Ontology annotation, molecular function: flavin adenine dinucleotide binding; oxidoreductase activity, acting on CH-OH group of donors.